Messenger RNA from Aspergillus nidulans FGSC A4, 1512 nucleotides. RefSeq names its product aldehyde dehydrogenase family protein. The coding region runs from base 1 to 1512 and encodes 503 amino acids. The transcript is spliced from 6 exons. Gene Ontology annotation, molecular function: aldehyde dehydrogenase (NAD+) activity; oxidoreductase activity. NCBI's taxonomy places the organism in Eukaryota, Fungi, Ascomycota, Eurotiomycetes, Eurotiales, Aspergillaceae. The record is from RefSeq and is a predicted model, not a curated record.
AUGGGCCUGGAAUUGAGGAGUAUGGUUCUUGUGAGUCUGGCGAGGAUUUAUCAGACGGGCUUCAAGGUUCGACGCCCAUUAUUGGCCGUGGCGACAACUAACUUUCAAAACAUCAUCAAUGGAGAAAAAACCUCGACUACCGAAAGACGCCACGGCAUAAAUCCUGCAACAGGGGAGCCAAACCCUGACGUCCCCGUCGCAAUCAAGGAGGAUGUCGACAGGGCUGUUGUGGCCGCACAGGAGGCCUUCAAAACCUGGAUUGAUGUUCCUUUUGAUGAGCGCCGGAAGGCCCUGUUGGCCUAUGCUGAUGCAAUUGAGGAGUAUGUAGCAGACUUUGCAAAGCUUCUUGUUCAGGAGCAGGGGAAGCCUCUCCAAUUCGCCGCCAACGAAGUCGCCCAGUCAGCCCAGGUCAUCCGCUCCGCGGCCGACGUUGCUGAAGGCCUCACGGACGAAAUCAUUGAAGACAGUGCGGAGAAGAAGAUCGUCGUGCGACAUAUCCCAAUCGGUGUCGGCGCGGGAAUCAUUCCCUGGAACUUCCCUCACUUACUCACCGUUGUCAAGCUGGCGCCCGCUCUGAUCACUGGGAAUGUGAUCAUCAUCAAGCCAUCGCCAUUCACACCAUAUUGUGGGCUCAAGCUCGUUGAGCUGGCGCAGCGGUUCUUCCCGCCCGGUGUGGUGCAGGCUCUGAGUGGUGAUGACCGCUUGGGGCCGUGGUUGACGGCGCAUCCUGGGAUUGGGAAAAUAAGCUUUACAGGCUCGUCGGCGACUGGCAAGAAGGUCAUGGAGAGUGCCAGUAGGACUUUGAAGAGAGUCACCCUGGAAUUGGGAGGAAAGGACGCUGCCAUCGUGUGCGGAGACGUUGACGUUCAAAGUGUCGCACCCCGGGUCAUCUCGAAAGGGUUCUUCAACUCUGGCCAGAUCUGCCUGGCUGUAAAGCGAAUCUACGUCCAUGAAUCCAUCUACAAUGAGUUCCGCGACGCUGCAGUCGCGUACGCCAAAACUAUCGAGGUCGGCCCUGGCACUCAAGAAGGCGUCUUCAUGGGUCCACUGCAAAACAGCAUGCAGUAUGAAAAGGUCAAGGGAUUCUUUGCCGACCUCACAAAGGAACAGCUCAGCCUUACCCACCCGGACGGCAAGGCUUUUGACAACAAGGCUGGCUACUUUAUCAAGCCCACUAUCAUUGACAGACCAGCUGAGGACAGUCACAUUGCUACGGAGGAGCAAUUCGGCCCUAUUAUGCCUCUGUUCUCCUGGAGUGAUGAGAGUGAUGUCAUUGCCCGCGCAAACAAUACACAAAUGGGUCUUGGGGCAUCGGUCUGGUCGAGGGACCUAGAACAAGCGGCGAGAAUUGCAGCAAAGCUGCAGGCUGGGAGUGUUUGGGUCAACACUCAUUUUGAAGCUGACCUCAGGGCGCCGUUCGGUGGACAUAAAGAGAGCGGCAUUGGGACGGAGAAUGGCUUGCAGGGUUUGAGGCAGUGGUGUAACUUGCAGACUUUGUAUCUUAAGAACUGA